Molecule: messenger RNA, 1036 nt
Organism: Oryza sativa Japonica Group (Japanese rice)
Lineage: Eukaryota; Viridiplantae; Streptophyta; Magnoliopsida; Poales; Poaceae
Biological process (GO): maturation of LSU-rRNA from tricistronic rRNA transcript (SSU-rRNA, 5.8S rRNA, LSU-rRNA)
Cellular component (GO): nucleolus
Molecular function (GO): RNA binding
Source: RefSeq, a predicted model, not a curated record
AUCCCCCAUCUCCACUCCCAUCAAAACGACACCAACACGAAAACCCUAACCCCCUCUCUCGCCGUCGUCGCGCCUCGACGGCUUUUGCUCCCCUCUCCCCCACCGCCUCCUCCGGCCGCCGCCGCCGCCGCUGCCGCCGCCCGACGACGUAGUCAGGGGGGCUCGUCAGGAGUAAGGAGGGAGAUGGGGCUGAGGGAGAAGAAGCGGAACCAGAGGCGCGUGCUCGCCCGGCGCUCGGCCGCUCCCCGCUCCGGGGAGGGCAAGGACUUCCUGCCGCUGGAAGAAAGGCCUGGGAAGAAGAGGGCCCGGGAGGAGCAGCCCGAGGAGCCGGAGAACACGUCCACCGUCCUCUACAUCGGGCACAUCCCCCAUGGGUUCUAUGAGGAACAGAUGCAAGGUUUCUUUCAGCAAUUUGGAACUGUUAAAAGGUUGAGGAUUGCCCGAAACCGCAAGACAGGAAAGUCCAAGCAUUAUGGGUUCAUUGAGUUUGAGAACCCUGAGGUAGCAAAGAUUGUGGCAGAUGAGAUGAACAACUACCUGCUGUUUGAGCACACUUUGCAAAUUGCGAUUGUUCCACCUGAGAAAAUUCAUCCAAAAUUGUGGAAAGGUGUGCGACGGGGGUUUAUACCAAUUGAUCGGGUAGCAAUUGAACGGAGGAGGCUGAACAAGGAUAAAACAAUAGAAGAGCACAAAAAGUUGGUUGACAAAAUCGUAAAACGGGAUGAGAAGCGUCGCAAAAGAAUCAAAGCUGCUGGGAUUGAUUACGAGUGUCCACCCCUUAUCGGCAGCGUUCAGCCUUCAGCUAAGAAGAUCAAGUUUGAGGAUUAGUGCCUUUUGACCAGUAGUGACAGGACAGUCGAGUAAAAUGACUGGUUUGUUUUUAGUGACGAAGACGUGUCAACAUCAUUUUGUUGCGUGUUUAAUCGGUGUUGUAUCAGUGUGACCAAAAUUGCACAACGAAGCAGGAAAUUUCUGAGAUUACGACUGGUAUAUCUUUGAGAAAAUAGAAAUCAUACUGUGUUUUCCCGCCGCUCAA